AUGGAAACCUCAGAAAGCUCCUGCUGCACGUCUAAAGAAGAGAAGGACGCAGCAGAUGCGGCUCGAUUCGGGCUGCCGGACCCAAGGGAGCUUCAAGAUGACCCGGUGCUAGCAGGAUGUUGCGAAGAGGACCUGCGCAACAUGCGCCGCGCUGAGGCCCUACGUCAAGCCCUCCUAGACGUAGACCGGAGCACUGCGCGUUUGAAGCUCCAGCAGCAAGCGCUCCACGUGCCAGCCCAACAGCAUCAGCCGCCACAUCAACAACCCGACACGGAAAACCUUCUUAACGCCGAGCAGGAGGAGGAGGAGGACGAUGAUGGUCUCCUGUCCGAGCUCCGGCGGAGGCGGCUCGCGGAGCUCCAGCGGCAGGCAGUGGAGCGGCGGCAGGCUGCAGAUCAGGGCUAUGGCCGCCUCAAUGAUCUGCCACCUGGUGCCCUGAUGGCAGGCGCCAUGUUGGACGAGCAUCUCACCACGCUGGCUCACCGUUACCGUUGGACCUUCUUUGCAAGGGCGGCGGUUAAGAGAGGGGAGCCGUUGGUGGCGAGAUUGAGGUUGGAGGAGUUGCCGGCGCUGUUGUGCUUCAGGUCCACGGCGCUGGUGGGUCGCGCGGCUGUCUCCCAAUUCGGGCCCCCCGGCUGCUUGGUGGAGGAGGAGGUGACGUCGUACUUGCGGCGAUUGAGGGUUCUUCGAGACUCCGCGGGCGGCGGCGCAAGGUUCAGCGGGCGAGGUCCAAGACGGCGAACUGGAGGCGCCGCAGCCACCGCCCCUGGUACGACAACAAGACCCGGAGGUGGUAGUAGAACGUACGACGACGACGAUGGCGACGAGGAUGACAUUGGCGAUGGCGGAGGCGGAGGCAGCGAUGUUGAGGGGGAGGACCAAGAGGACGAGGAGGAGUGGCGGCUCAAGCCCUGUGAUGUGUGCGGGCGCCGCUACCCGCAUGAGCACGUACGGGCGGUGUACAGCACCUGCCACCGCCGCGACCACAGCGACGGCGGCAGCAGCGGUGAUGACGAUGAUGACGGCGGUGCGGUGGCCGGCCGUCGAUAA
Messenger RNA from Volvox carteri f. nagariensis, 1050 nucleotides. RefSeq lists its product as uncharacterized. Bases 1 to 1050 code for a protein of 349 amino acids. The transcript is spliced from 6 exons. The record is from RefSeq and is a predicted model, not a curated record. NCBI's taxonomy places the organism in Eukaryota, Viridiplantae, Chlorophyta, Chlorophyceae, Chlamydomonadales, Volvocaceae.